Messenger RNA from Dictyostelium purpureum, 1719 nucleotides. RefSeq lists its product as uncharacterized. Lineage: Eukaryota; Evosea; Eumycetozoa; Dictyosteliales; Dictyosteliaceae. The record is from RefSeq and is a predicted model, not a curated record. Gene Ontology annotation, biological process: mitochondrion distribution. Bases 1 to 1719 code for a protein of 572 amino acids. Gene Ontology annotation, cellular component: cytoplasm. The transcript is spliced from 2 exons.
AUGAAUGAAAAACAAGAAAUUGUUACCAUUCAAAUUGGUAAUUAUUCCAAUUUCAUUGGGUCCCAUUAUUGGAAUAUUCAAGAAGAAAACUAUCAGUAUUGUAAAAGAGAACAAAUCCCAUUCGAAAUCCAACCUUCAAUGCUUUUUAGAUCAAAUGAUUCAUCAAAUGAAAAUGGUAUUAAAUUUACACCUAGGUUAUUAUUAUUUGAUUUUAAAAACAAUUUUGGGUCGAUGAAUAGCGAAGGUAGAGUUUACAAACAAACAAAUAAUAAUAACAGUAAUAAUAAUGAAUUUUCAUCAAAUCAAAAAGUAACAAAAAUAUUAAAGAAUACCAGUGGAAAACCAAUCGAUAGAAAUAAUUCAGGUAUUGAUAAUUCAAAGGUUGAUUUUGAAUAUUGGUCAGAUUAUUUAAAUAUAGAUUAUAAUGGCAAAGGAUUAAUAUCAAUACCCGAUUCAUUAUUAACAACAAAUUCAGGAAAUAGUAUAAAUAGCAAUAUAAAUGAGUCAGGAGCAAAUGAAUGGAAUGGCUUAUUAUAUGAGGAUGGCAUAGAGUUAUUAGAAUCAAACUAUGAACUUACCGAUCAAUAUCAAGAUACUCUUAGAAAGAUUAUAGAGGAGUGUGAUUGUUUUUCAGGUUUUCAAUGUUUUAUUGACAGUGAUGGAAUAUGGGGUGGAAUUAGUACAUCUGUAUUAUUACAUUUGCAGGACGAGUAUUCAUCAAGGGCCGUUAGCGUAUUCUCAUCAUCUCAAUAUAGUGAAUCAAUAGAUAAUAAACAAGAGGAGGCAAUCGAUGAAAGAAUUUAUAACAAUGCAAGAUUAAUGCAAUCCUUAGUGGGUGAAUCUUCAGAUAGUUUAGCAAAUCUUUUUGUACCCAUUUCAUGCCAAAACUGGUGGUCCUCCAGUAGACAUAGAUUACUUGGUUCGAAUAUACUAAAGACCAAAUAUCAAACAUCAGCAGAGAUUGCAGCUUCAAUUGAUACAUCAACUUUAUAUUAUAGGUCAAAUUAUCAAGAUCAAAAUUUAUCAUCGUUCAUAAAUCAUCUUUCCAGUACAUCUAAUCGAAGAAUAUCAAUUCUUUCAAGUAGUUUCCCAUUAAAUACAGAAAAAAUGGGUUUUAUCUAUAGAUAUCACCAAAACGAACCAAAGUUCCCAAAUGAACCACUAUAUAGACAUUCAAUGAUGAAUUACCUUUCUCCAGUUAUUGAAAAUAUUGACAGUACCCAAUGUAAUCCACUAAAUGAAAUCAUUUCAAUCAGAGGUAUAAAUUUAUUUGGUGACGAACAAAUUCAAAAAAAUGAUUUAUUCCAGUUAGAAAACGACUAUAGCAUCAUUUCAAAUUUAUUUAAAAACUAUUUAGUUAAUAGCUAUAAUAACUUUGGAAAUGGAAAACCAAUCCUAAAUCGUAAUAUAUGUAAUAUAAAUCAACCAUUUAAAAUGAAACAAAAUCAUUUCCCAAUUUUAAUAAAUAGUAAUAAUAAUAACAAUAACAAUAAUAAUAAUAAUAAUAAUAAUACUAAUAAUGGUCACAUUGAAAAUUCAGAUACAAUUAUAACACAUUUACAAAAUUCAAAUUUAAUUUCUUCAUAUUUAAAAAAAAUUUCAGUUGGAUUUAAAGAGAUUACAGAAACAAAAAAAUUAAAAAGAUUAAUAAUCGAUAAAGAUUCAUUUUUAGAAACAUUAGAAGAUUUAAAUUAUUUAUUUGAUGGUUAUAGUGAAUAA